UUACCCAUUUGUAUAAUUGAUGUCGUUUUGUUGAUAAUUUCAUUUGGGAAAUUGUAGUAGGUCGAUAAAAUAUAGUGUCCAUGUUCUAAAUAAACCCCUAGGAAAAUGGUGCAUGGGAAUGAAGGCGCAAUAUCAUUGCAGCAGCCUCCACAGUGUUACACUAGUUGGUUGUGUUGUCGUUGUGUUACCGGUGGCAGUUCCCUCACUGAGUCUAUUGUCUAUUCCCUGGAUGCGCACGCAUAUUACUUGUAUUUAAUAUGUAAUUAAUAAUUCAUUUACGUAUUUUUUACGACCCCGAUAUAAGACAUGUGUUUACUGACUGUGAUAUAUAAUAACACUGAUAUGUAAAUAAUAGUGUCGAAUGUCUAGGUACAUUUUCUUGUGAGUAAAAAUAAGAUCAAGAAGUUUAUAAUAUACGGUAUAUUGUCAUAAACGAAGAUGGAAGAAAAUUUAGAAAUAGUACGUCUAAAAAAGCAGAUAUCGUUGUUUGAUUGCGUAACUAUAUUAGUUGGGACUAUGAUAGGAUCGGGUAUUUUCGUUUCACCAGUUGGUAUCCUCUUCUACGUUCGAUCACUGGGAAUGUCCUAUGUGUUAUGGGCUUUGUGUGGAGUCUAUUCGGCACUUUGUGCAGCUUGUUUCGCCGAACUCGGAGCAGCUCUUCCGACAUCGGGUGGUGAAUAUAUGUACAUUUACCGCGCUUUUGGUGAUUUUGCGGCAUUUCUUUGUUUAUGGACGCACAUUUUUAAUUAUUGCUCGGGUUAUGCAGCAUUAUGUUUAAUAUUUUCAACAUAUAUAUUACAACCAGUGUAUAACAAUUGUGAAGAAAUUCCCCAAGUUUUAUUGAGGCUUAUCAGUGCACUGGUUUAUACUUUCAUAGUGGCAAUAAACUGCAUAAAUGUGAAAUGGGUGACCAAACUGCAAGCCAUAAUAACAGGUAGUAAACUAAUGGCGUUGUUUGCAGUCAUUGUUAUAGGAUGUGUGUGGCUUUAUAAAGGUGAAAUGGGAGCUUUUGAUAAUGCUUUUGAAGGAAGUGAUUUUAAUGUGGGUUCUAUAGUCUUUGCAUUUUAUUCUGGCAAUUGGGCAUAUUCCGGAUGGAGUAAUAUAUGCAUGUUUGCAGGUGAAGUGAUAAAACCACAAAGGAAUAUACCUCUAGGUAUAAUUAUAUCACUAUGUAUAGUGACAGUUGUAUAUAUAGUAGCUAAUAUAGCUUAUUUUACUGUACUCACACCUUCUGAGAUGUUAAAAUCAACAGCAGUCGCUGUGACUUUUGCAGAACAAACGAUCAAACCUGCGGCUUUUGUAAUGCCUCUGUUAAUAAGUGUAUCUGUUCUGGGAACUUUAAAUGGUUCAUCGUUAGCAUUUUCAAGGUUAUUGUAUGUAGGAUCUAAAAUGAACCACACACCACGAUUUCUGUCCAUGUUACAUGUAAAAAGAAAUACACCCACGCCUUCACUAGUCGUCAUUUGUAUUAUUGUGCUGUUGAUGCAGAAUUUUAAAGGAAUCUUUUAUCUGAUAGAAAUGUCUGGCUUAUCAACUUCUGUUGUCACAUCCUUGACUGUAGCAGCCAUGUUAUGUCUAAGAUACAAGGAACCAUCUUUAGAAAGACCCUUUAAGCUUCAUUUAUCAAUACCAAUCUCGAUAUUUGUGAUCAGUUUGGUGAUAGUUUUGGUAUCGUUUUAUCAAAAACCAAAAGAGAGCGGACUGGCUAUAUUGAUAAUAUCAAUAGGAAUACCAUUAUAUUUCAUUGGACCAAGAUGGAAAAAUAGACCACCUGCAAUACAAAGAAAAUUUGAUUACAUGACAAGGUUAUUACAAAAGAUUAUGUUUAUUGUUCCUGAGGAGGAUCAUGAAGAUUAAUUGGUUUCUCGGAUUAAAUGAUAGUAUACCAGAGGAAUAUCCCAUGUGCAGUGCUGAUACUUUUGUCUUUCACAUUUGACUUGUGAUUUUCAUUCUACUAUGAACACGUUCCAAUGGGCUAAUGUCAUACCUCAUUUUCUGUUAACUUUUUACAUUUUUGACUUGAUGAAUUUCAACUAAAUUUGGUGGUUAUAUUGCUCAGCCCCAUAGGACAAGGAUAUGGGCACCUUGAAGAGGAAAAUUUAUGCAUUUACAACUUAUUCUAAAUGCUCAUUGCAUUCCAACUAAAUUUGGUAGAUAUGAAGGUGAUGAUUAUCCAUAGUUGUCAAAUAAAGUGCAUCUGCCCCAUAAAGGGGAGUUUCAGGACACGAUGAAGAGGAGGAAUAUUUAGAUAUUUUCUUGUCACAGCAUUUUAAAUGGACGUGGGAUUUUAUGUGCCUAUGUAUAAUUAAACUACCCAAAAUUGGGCAAAUAUAGACAUUAUUUAUAUAUCAAAUUAUAUUUUUGCCGGACUGAGAAGUGACAUCACAGUCACCACAGUUUACAUUAACUCUAGUAUCAAAUCCACAUGUGGGUGAUAGCUCAUUUUGUCAAUUACAUGUAUACAGUUUUAAAAUUCUAUAUUGAUAUCACUGAUUGUUUUGAAUUGUCCUGAUUAAUUUCAUCAAUUGUAUUGUUUAUAAGUGACCUUAUCAAUUCAUUUAAUUAUUUUUUUAAUCAACUUUAUUAAUUUCUUUAAAUGUGGUUAUAUUGAAGUGACCUUAUUAAUUUCUUUAUAUGUGAUCUUAUUAAUUAUAUAAAUUGUUGUUGUUUGUUUGAAGUGAUCUUAUUAAUAUCACAAAUUGUUAUUGUUUUGAAGUGAUCACAUGUGGAUGUUUUUAAUCAUAAUUAAUUAACUUUUUAUACAACACCAUAGUGAGAAUGUCUCUUCCAGGUACUAGUCAGGUUCAGAUUUUUUUAUGGAUUAUUUUUAUAUUUGGCGUUGGAUUAAGUGUGAAAGAGAAUAAUUAAUAUUAUGCAACCUUCAACAAUUUUGACCACAGAGAUGUCUUUCUAUUUUAUAUUAUAGAAAAUGUUUAUUUGAAUAUACAUUUCAUUAUACUUUUUUAUGAUGUACUUUUAUUUUUUGAAAUAAACAUUGUUCACUGAU
Patella vulgata (common limpet) is the source of this 3007-nucleotide messenger RNA. Its product is annotated as large neutral amino acids transporter small subunit 1. The record is from RefSeq and is a predicted model, not a curated record. The transcript has 10 exons. Gene Ontology annotation, biological process: amino acid transmembrane transport. Lineage: Eukaryota; Metazoa; Mollusca; Gastropoda; Patellidae. Gene Ontology annotation, molecular function: L-amino acid transmembrane transporter activity. Gene Ontology annotation, cellular component: membrane. The coding region runs from base 439 to 1857 and encodes 472 amino acids.